CGUAGUCAUAGGAUAAUAAUUUGCACGCCCAAAUCAUAGCCUUCCGUUUUUGAUCGGACGGCUCGGAUAAACCGAAACGCCUAGAUGAUGAAAGCCUCUGCGAUUCGAUGCGCGUAACCCCCUCUCGAAGCGAUAAGCCCCGUGGGAGAGACGAGCGCGCGCUCCGCUCCGAGCAGAAAUGGCGGCGAGGUUGUGGGCGGCGGCGGUGGCGCCGGCGACCUUAAACCCUCCUCUCCUCACUCUCUCCGCCUCCUCCUCGCCGUCGUCUUCUCGCCUCCGGCGUUCGGUUCUCGGACGCCUGCGCAGCCGCGCCCCGCGCCCUGCCGAUUUCGUGUGCCGCCGCGCCAAGAACGCGGCGUACGACGACUACAAGUUCCCGGACCCCAUCCCGGAGUUCGCCGCGCAGGAGACGAGCAAGUUCAAGGAGCACAUGAUGUGGCGGCUGGAGCAGAAGAAGGAUGACUACUUCGGGGAGCACGUGGAGGAAAUCGUCGACGUCUGCACCGAGAUACUAGGAACUUUCUUGGAGCAUGAUUAUUGCGGACCUGGGACUCUCCUAGUUCACCCAUUCUUGGACAUGAAGGGUGAGAUCAAAGAGAGGGGGCUUCCUGGGGCACCUCAGGCUGCGCGUGCAGCGAUUGCAUGGGCUGAGAAGAAUAUUGACAAGGACUGGAAGGCGUGGACCGGAGAAUACUAGGCCUAUUUUUUCCGCCAUUUCUUCUGUUUGUUGUAUGAUGUAUCAGCGGAUGUAUCACUAGUUUUGGUGUUUGAGUAGAGGCUUGAAUCUAGACUAGUCAUGUUAUCAGAUCCAGAACUCACGCAAUGCAUUAAUUAUAUCUUCUGAUCCGAUGGAUCUUUGGUGAA
This is a messenger RNA of Oryza sativa Japonica Group (Japanese rice), 864 nucleotides long. The record is from RefSeq and is a predicted model, not a curated record. Lineage: Eukaryota; Viridiplantae; Streptophyta; Magnoliopsida; Poales; Poaceae.